GGUUUGGGAUGGGUUGGAUGGGAAUGGGGGGGCACGAUGGGCAGAAUGGCCAGCUCUCUCGGUGAUAACAGUUCACUGGAUUGCUGUGUUUUUCAGUGAUGAGGAGGCAGGGCGGGGAAUGCUGUGCUGGGGUCGAUGUGAAUGAUAGAUGUUGCUGCCCGUGAGUUACGGUGAACGCUGCUCGUGCCCUCCCUCCCUGGGCUGCGCUCGCGCCGGAGCCGUUUAACUGCCGUACAGGCCCCUUGGCAACCGGCCCCCCCUCCGCAAACGGUCUCCCUUGGCAACCGGCCCCCUCCCUUGACAACUGGUUCCCCCUUCGCAAACGGUCUUCCUUGACAACCGGCCAUUGCUGUGACAGGAGGCGGAGGAAGUUCCGGCUCCGACACCGGGGAUCAUGAGGCAGGCUCUUGUCGACGACACCGAGGACGUGUCCCUGGAUUUCGGUACCGAGGAAGAGGAGGAGCUGGCGCUGAGGAAAAACAGGAUCAGACAUCCACUAGCAACAUUUUUCCACCUGUUUUUCCGUGUAAGUGCCAUCAUUACUUAUCUCUUCUGUGACUGGUUCAGCAGAAGCUUUGUUGCCUGUUUUGUGAUGAUACUGCUCCUCUUGUCCUUUGACUUCUGGUCAGUAAAGAAUAUAACUGGAAGGCUCUUGGUUGGUUUACGCUGGUGGAACCAGAUUGAUGAAGAUGGAAAAAGCCACUGGCUUUUUGAAGCCAAAAAGACUACCCCUAAAAAUAGAGCAUCAUCGACUGAAGCAGAAGCUCAGAUCUUCUGGCUUGGCCUAAUUGUCUGUCCCCUAAUAUGGACCGUGUUUCUUUUCAGUACUUUGUUCUCCCUGAAGCUGAAGUGGCUGCAGGCGGAUUGGUUGAUUGAACACAUGGCUGGAGACUGUUGUAGAAGAAUGGCAUCAGAUUUCGGGACAGCAUCGGGACCAUCUUUGGGACAGGCCUUGGUGAUAGCAGGACUUUCCUUACAAGCUGCUAAUCUAUAUGGAUAUAUCCGUUGCAAGCUUGGGGGAAACAAGAACGUUACAAAAGCAGCUUCAAUAUAUCUAGGCCAACAACUCUUCCAAAGGACACAUUGGAACAGCAAUGACAAGAAACAGAAGUCCUUCAAAUAAGUUUUGUUUGGUACCAUGAAGAUUAAUCUACUGCAUCAACCAGAUGGAUUUGUUUCUAAAUCGUCCGUAGUAGCCACAAUGAAUAUGUUCUGAAUGGGACUGCAAGUGAUAAUUAUGCCAAUGCCAAGAGUAGAUAUGUAAGCUAAAGUUAUUUUAUUUAUGUUGUAAAUUUUGAAAAACACUUUGUUCUGAAAGUACAGUGCCUUUCUCACUUCUGAGGUUUAUUAAAAUGUCAACAUACAAGUUCAA
Messenger RNA from Hemiscyllium ocellatum (epaulette shark), 1372 nucleotides. Its product is annotated as Golgi apparatus membrane protein TVP23 homolog A-like. The coding region runs from base 395 to 1123 and encodes 242 amino acids. Gene Ontology annotation, biological process: protein secretion; vesicle-mediated transport. The transcript is spliced from 8 exons. Gene Ontology annotation, cellular component: Golgi membrane. Lineage: Eukaryota; Metazoa; Chordata; Chondrichthyes; Orectolobiformes; Hemiscylliidae. The record is from RefSeq and is a predicted model, not a curated record.